Panicum virgatum (switchgrass) is the source of this 650-nucleotide messenger RNA. Its product is annotated as amino-acid permease BAT1 homolog. Gene Ontology annotation, molecular function: L-glutamate transmembrane transporter activity; L-alanine transmembrane transporter activity; L-lysine transmembrane transporter activity. The record is from RefSeq and is a predicted model, not a curated record. The transcript has 2 exons. The coding region runs from base 115 to 507 and encodes 130 amino acids. Gene Ontology annotation, cellular component: membrane. Gene Ontology annotation, biological process: gamma-aminobutyric acid transport; transmembrane transport. Lineage: Eukaryota; Viridiplantae; Streptophyta; Magnoliopsida; Poales; Poaceae.
GGGUAUGCCUUGUCCAGGGACGGAGCAGUGCGAUUCUCGAACGUAUGGUACAAGGUGAACAAGCAAGAGGUGCCCUUGAAAGUCGUCUGGCUCUCCGUGUCCGUGGCAUUCGCCAUGGCUCUCACUUCACUGGGGAGCCUGGUGGCAUUUCAGGCGAUGCUGUCGGUGGCGACGAUCGGGCCGUACAUCGACUACGGUCUGCCCAUCGUCUUCCGUGUGACCACGGCCCGGAGGUCCUUCGUCCCGGGGCCAUUCAACCUUGGGAGGUACGGCCUCCUAGUCGGCUGGGUGGCCGUCGCGUGGGUGGCCACCGUCACCGUGCUCUUCUCCCUGCCCGUGGCGCACCCCGUCGCUGAGGACACCUUCAACUACGCGCCGGUCAUCGUCGGCGGCGUGCUGCUGCUCAGCGUCGGGUCGUGGGUGCUCCAUGCUCGGUUCUGGUUUCGGGGGCCCAUCACCAAUGUCGACGGUAGCGGAGAGAAUCCCCCACUGGGAUUUCAUUCAUAGUUGGCUCUUAAUAGCCAUGAUGGUUUACAGAUAUUGAUUUUAGUAUUUUGAUGUGUGUGUUGUGGUUGAUGUAAUAUAUGCACGAGCACGAGUGCACCACCCAUGUACAAGCUAUUUGUAUAUGAAGGUCCUUCAUGUCUUCA